Molecule: messenger RNA, 2075 nt
Organism: Galeopterus variegatus (Sunda flying lemur)
Lineage: Eukaryota; Metazoa; Chordata; Mammalia; Dermoptera; Cynocephalidae
Product: solute carrier family 45 member 4-like
Exons: 6
Coding region: 271-2019 (582 amino acids)
Cellular component (GO): membrane
Molecular function (GO): sucrose:proton symporter activity
Source: RefSeq, a predicted model, not a curated record
CUCAUCGGGUCUGCGAGUGACCGGUGCACCCUGAGCUGGGGCCGCCGCCGGCCGUUCAUCCUUGCACUCUGCAUUGGCGUCCUCUUUGGCAUUGCGCUUUUCCUCAACGGCUCUGCCAUAGGUCUGGCCCUCGGCGAUGUCCCCAACCGUCAGACCAUUGGCAUCGUCCUCACAGUGCUGGGGGUGGUGGUCCUGGAUUUCAGUGCUGAUGCGACCGAAGGGCCCAUCCGUGCCUACCUGCUGGAUGUGGUGGACAGCGAGGAGCAGGAUAUGGCCCUCAACAUCCACGCUUUCUCUGCCGGCCUCGGCGGGGCCGUCGGCUACGUGCUGGGUGGGCUGGACUGGACCCAGACCUUCCUGGGCAACUGGUUCAGAACGCAGAGCCAGGUGCUCUUCUUCUUUGCCGCCGUCAUCUUCACAGUGUCCGUGGUGCUGCACCUCUUCAGCAUCGAGGAGGAGCAGUACAACCCGCAGCAGGACCGCUGCACAGAGGAGACCGCCCUGCCCAGCACCCGCCUCAGCGCCUUUGACAGGGGCGCGCAGCUCGGCGGCUCCCUUUUGCCAGACGAGGUGCAGUCGGAGCAUGAGCUGUCCCUGGACUAUCUCAGCGUGGACAUAGUACGCAGCAAGAGCGACUCGGUGCUGCACGUGCCCGAUGCCACACUGGAGCUGGAGCCCGAGCUGCAGUUCCUGCACGACAUCGAGCCCUCCAUCUUCCAGGAUGCCUCCUACCCCAACACGCCCUGCAGCACCAGCCAGGAGCUCCCGCAGGCCAAGCUGUCCCGCCGGUCCACGUUCCUCAGGGAGACCAUGAAAGAAGAUGACACCCUGCUCGAUAACCACUUGAAUGAGGCAAAAGUCCCCAAUGGAAGCGGAUCUUUGCCAAAAGAUGUCCCCAGCAGCUCCAGCAGGGUGGACGUGAAGCCCUCGGCUGUGUCUGCCUCUGCGCGGCGGCGCCGGCACAGGUUCCACCGGCAGGCCUCCAGCACCUUCUCCUACUAUGGCAAGAUCGGGUCCCACUGCUACCGCUACCGGCGGGCCAACGCGGUGGUCCUGAUCAAGCCGUCCCGCAGCAUGAACGACCUGUAUGACCUGCAGCAGCGGCAGCGGCAGCGGUGCCGGCGCAGGAACCAGAGUGGGGCCACCAACUCCAGCGGGGACACGGAGAGUGAGGAAGGGGAGGGUGAGACCACCGUGCGCCUGCUGUGGCUGUCCAUGCUGAAGAUGCCCCCAGAGCUGAUGCGGCUGUGCCUGUGCCACCUCCUCACCUGGUUCUCCGUCAUUGCCGAGGCCGUGUUCUACACCGACUUCAUGGGCCAGGUCAUCUUCGAAGGGGACCCCAAGGCCCCCUCCAACUCAACCGCCUGGCACUCCUACAAUGCCGGGGUGAAGAUGGGCUGCUGGGGCCUGGUCAUCUACGCUGCCACCGGUGCUAUUUGCUCAGCCCUGCUACAGAAGUACUUGGACAACUACGAACUGAGCGUCAGGGUGAUCUACGUGCUGGGGACGCUGGGCUUCUCCGUUGGCACAGCCGUGAUGGCCAUGUUCCCCAACGUCUAUGUUGCCAUGGUCACCAUCAGCACCAUGGGCAUCGUCUCCAUGAGCAUCUCCUACUGUCCCUAUGCCCUGCUAGGGCACUACCACGACCUCAGGCAGUACGUCAACCACAGCCCCGGGAACUCCAAGCGAGGCUUCGGCAUCGACUGCGCCAUCCUGUCCUGCCAGGUCUACAUCUCCCAGAUCCUGGUGGCAUCCGCCCUCGGGGGCGUGGUGGAUGCCGUCGGGACCGUCCGUGUCAUUCCCAUGGUGGCCUCCGUGGGCUCUUUCCUAGGCUUCCUGACUGCCACAUUCCUGGUGAUCUACCCCGAGGUGUCAGAGGAAGCCAAGGAUGAGCAGAAAGGCCUGUCCUCCCAGCCUGUCGGUGAUGGCAGCAGCGGGGGCCGCGAGAAGCCCACUGUCCUGAAGCUCUCGCGGAGGGCGGGCCUGCACGCACUGGUGGAGUCGGAGUCAGUGGUCUGAGCCACACUCCUGGUGACACGUGCUCCCAGGCAGGCGCAGGGGACGGCGGGGAGCAG